Messenger RNA from Sungouiella intermedia, 984 nucleotides. The record is from the annotation of a GenBank genome assembly. Lineage: Eukaryota; Fungi; Ascomycota; Pichiomycetes; Serinales; Metschnikowiaceae.
AUGAUGAUUGCAAAACCAACCAGAGCCGUUAUAAGAGGAGCCAGCUUGGCUCGCGGAUAUACCAGCUCGUUAAACUCCAUGCGUCCAGUCUCUCCAGCUUUGAAUUUCUUCCAGAAAGAGCGUCUUCCAGCCAAUACUAUUAUAAAGUUUGUUCCCCAGCAAACUGCCUAUGUUGUUGAGCGUAUGGGUAAAUUCCAUAAAAUUUUACAGCCUGGAAUGGCUAUUUUGUUGCCGAUAAUCGAUAAAAUCACAUACGUUCAGUCUUUGAAGGAGAAUGCUAUUGAAAUUCCUUCUCAGAAUGCUAUUACUGCUGAUAACGUUUCCUUGGAAUUGGAUGGAAUUUUAUAUGUCAAGGUUCACGACCCUUAUAAGGCUUCUUAUGGAGUUGAAGAUUUCAAAUUUGCUAUCAGUCAACUUGCCCAAACUACUAUGAGAUCAGAAAUCGGUUCCUUGAAUUUGGAUUCGGUAUUGAAAGAGAGACUGAUGCUAAACGCUAACAUCAACAAGACCAUCAACGAGGCUGCUAGAGAGCAUUGGGGUGUUGAGUGUUUGAGGUACGAAAUCAGGGACAUUCAUCCUCCACAAAAUGUGUUGGACGCCAUGCAUCGACAAGUCAGUGCCGAGAGAUCAAAGCGUGCCGAAAUUUUGGAAUCUGAGGGUGCUAGACAAAGUAGGAUCAACAUCGCUGAAGGUGAAAAGCAGUCUAUGAUUUUGAAGGCAGAGGCCACUGCAUUGAGUAUUGAGAAGAUUGCUAACUCCAUCAAGAAUACUCCUGGUGGAACCGAUGCCAUCAACCGUCAAGUUGCACAAGAGUACAUCAAGGAGUUCGGAAAGAUUGCUAAGGAAACGAACACUGUUGUUCUCCCAUCUAAUUUGAGCGAUUUGAAUGGGUUGAUGGCUGCCGGAUUGUCCAUGUUCAAGAAUAUGGCACAUCCCCAUGCACUGGCUGUUGAGUUGAAGGAAAAACAAAAGGUCGAGCAAUAA